CGCGACACCCGCACGCAGCUGUUCGUGGGCAACCUCCCCUACCGCGUCCGCUGGCAAGACCUCAAAGACCUCUUCCGCAAAGCCGGCACCGUCCUCCGCGCCGACGUCUCCCUCGGGCCGGAUAACCGCUCCAGGGGGUACGGCACCGUCCUCCUCGCCUCCGCGGAAGACGCCGGGCGCGCGAUCGACAUGUUUAACGGGUACUCGUGGCAGACGAGGGUGUUGGAGGUCAGGCCGGAUCGGCUCGGGGAGGGCGCGGAUCCGUUGAGCGCGGUGGGGAGCGGGAUGGGAGGGGUGGGGACGCCGAUAGGGGGAGGGGCGGGGACGCCGUUGGGAGGGGCCGUUGGAGCGUUGGGAGGGGCCGUUGGAGCGUUGGGAGGUGGUGUUGGAGCUUUGGGAGGGGCCGUUGGAGCGUUGGGAGGGGCCCUCCCGUUCCAUACGCAGUGGCAGGACCUGAAGGACCUGUUUCGCCAGGCGGGCGUCAUUUUGAGGGCGGACGUCGCGCUCGGGCAGGAUGGGCGGAGCAGGGGGUUUGGUAUGGUCAGUUUUGCGACGGAGGCGGACGCGGAGAGGGCGGUGAGGAUGUUUAAUGGGUUAGUG
Molecule: messenger RNA, 600 nt
Organism: Punctularia strigosozonata HHB-11173 SS5
Lineage: Eukaryota; Fungi; Basidiomycota; Agaricomycetes; Corticiales; Punctulariaceae
Product: RNA-binding domain-containing protein
Exons: 3
Biological process (GO): regulation of mRNA stability involved in response to oxidative stress
Cellular component (GO): cytoplasm; post-mRNA release spliceosomal complex; nucleus
Molecular function (GO): mRNA binding
Source: RefSeq, a predicted model, not a curated record